AUGGGGAUCCGAAACCUGGCGACAAACAUCAAGCCCUAUUCCCAAGACUAUGUUCUCGAUUCCAACUCCAGAAUUGUCAUUGACGGACCCAGUCUCGCAUACCACAUUAUCUCUUUGUGCUCGCCCAGGCAGGGAGCCACAACACCCUUCCAGCAGCCUCGCUACGAUCUCUUGGCCGACACAGCUUUGGCAUGGCUACAGGAGCUGGAGCGACAUGGCCCUACCGUUGCUGCCAUUUAUUUUGAUGGACACUUGCCGAGACGGAAGCUGGCAGAGAGGCUCGAGCGAUCCACUAAAGUCUCUCGGCAGCUAAAUAAUUUCUUCCUCUCUACUCCUCACGGUGUUUCCGAGAUUACACCGCGCAUAACUUCAGUAGAAGCCGUCAGGCUAUUUUCCCCGGAUGGCAGGCUGGCGGCAAGUACUACUUCAGGCUCGGGAACUUUGCCAAUCCCUUCGUUCGCAGUCGGCGCCAUAUAUGAUGCUUUGCGCCAAUCAGAGCGGUAUGGAUCCUUGACAAAGCUUGUCCCAGAGGAGGCGGACUGCUACUGCGCAGAGUCCGUACGUCUCGCAGGAGGCAUCAUCUUGACCUCGGACUCAGACUUGUUAGUCUAUGAUCUGGGCGAGGACGGCAGCGUCACGUUGUUCCAGGACAUUGGAGUUCCAGCGGCUGGCACCACUGCCGGGUCCGUUGUUGGUUUCCACACCCGAACCUACACUCCUGCAAAGAUAGCCAACAGGCUCGGUCUACCAAAAGCCUACGGUUUGUCCGCUCUGGCCUUUGAGAUCUAUAUGGACACGCACAUUAGCCCAGGCAAAUUACUGGAAAAGUCGAGACAGUCGGCUGCCAUCAAAGCAAACCCAAAAGAGUACGAACUCUUCAUGGAGCAGUAUCGACUAUCUCCCCGGGACAUAACUACCGCGGCGAUGCUUUCCCUUGAGGAGAUGAAGCCAAUGGAUUCAAGGACGUCAGAGCUUGUUAUCCAGUCCCUCAGCCCUGCAGAUGUGAGCUCAUUCGAGGUUGAGGAUGGUGCCAGCGAUAAUUCAAAUGAAAUAGCCAUGUUUCUCCCCGCCCUCGUUGAUGCAUGGUCACGAACCAGUGCGUGGGAGAUGAGCACAUCUGUUAGGGCAUUAGCCUACAGCGUCCUCCAGCUUGCCCAGGACUCGGCUACCAAACACAGCCAAGUCCGCGAGUACAGGCGACUAGUGUCGGCCAAACCCAGUGGCACGCUACUGAGCCUGCUCAAGGGUGAUGAUUUCGACGUCUCUUGCACAAGGUUGACAGAGAUUAUCACAAAGAUCCGUUCCAUCAUGACCAGCUCAGACCCCUCUCUAGCCUGGGCUGUCUUUGGAUUACAUGAAGAACUACGCUGCUCUCAAGAAGCAGGAAAACAGCCCCUUGGGCUACAUGUCCUCACUCAGUGCACCAAUUCGGAUGGUACCAUCCGAGACACUGCCUCCUGGGAUAUUCUUCACUUUGUCGCACAGAUCAACGGUCUGUUCUACUCUUUGCGAAUGCUACGACAGGCACUCGACUUCGUUGCCGGCCGUAUGCCUCUCUCGUCGCCCGCUCUGAAAGAUCUUUCGGACGGGCUUUGUCACAUACCCCACAUCACCAAUUAUUGCUCCGUGCACGACAUCAAGGACCUCCCGCAGAGGCUGAAAUCCACAUGUGGGCUAGAUGCCCUGAAAGAAGUUGCCGACUUGUCAAAGCCGAUUGCUUUUGAUGACAGACCGAAGCUUCAGGGCAAGAGUAAGAAGAAAAGGAAACGAACAGCAGAUGCGUCGGGCGCAAGAGCUAGUCCAAAGCUGGCCAGCAAGGCUAGGAAUAUGUUCUCACUUUUGGAUUCCAUCGGGUCAGAUUGA
Molecule: messenger RNA, 1863 nt
Organism: Pyricularia pennisetigena
Lineage: Eukaryota; Fungi; Ascomycota; Sordariomycetes; Magnaporthales; Pyriculariaceae
Exons: 2
Coding region: 1-1863 (620 amino acids)
Source: RefSeq, a predicted model, not a curated record